ACAUGGCAGGCGAUGAGCAGCAUGUAAACAAAGGCAAAUUUUACCUGCGAGGCGAAGGUAUGAACGAUAAGUCGAGGGAACUUUACGAAAGAAACGCUUUGGGGAACAUUGUCUCGCACCUAUUUCCGGGGUAUGGAGAGUUCUAUGCGGUUCCGUGGACAGCCAAAAAAGAGAUUUUCGAACUUUUGUCAGUGUUCGUCAAAAAUGGUUGUGACACUUUUGAAUACGUUGGAAGUUUACGUAAGAAUGGGGGAAUCUUGGCGGAAGAGACGAGUGACUUAUUGCAUGUUUUGAAGCCUCAUAUGCACAGUAGCUCAAAGAAAGAAGUAAACAGAUAUUUAACUGCGCUAAAGCAACCAUUUUCGCGCCGUGUGAGUGAACUUUUUAUUGAUGACUUUGUUGGCCGUCCAGAGGGAAAGAUUUUUGGCUGGAUCGAUUUAGGGACAACGCAGAUUGAGUACGUGGACCCUGUUAAGCUUACUGCAAGAGUGAACAAGUCGAGAAUUGAUCAAGAGUGUUCGCAGCUUGCGGGGAAAACACACAUAUACGUAAUUUGUAAGGUAUGUGACUCUGAAAGACUCCAUUACUAUCCAGCUGUAGAAUACAGAUCAAAUUCGUGGCUUGGUAAUGAUAAAUCAUUACUAGAAAACCAAAUCAGACUUUGCACCAAGUCUUUGGAUAGAUGUUGUAUUUCUCAGGAUGUGAGAGGUCCAAGAGCAUUAAGUGUCUGCCGCAUCCCACUGACCUGUGGUGGGAUACUUGGUAUACCCAUGUAUGAUGUCAAACUUACCUCAACGAACUGUUUUAGGACAGAUUGGGAAGGAAAAACGUUUUUUGCUCAAGAACUUGAUUUUGAGUUUGUUAACUGGUUGACAUCCCAAGUACAAGGCAUGAGAACCAAACAUUUCUGGCAGCCUGCACUGAGAAAGCUGUUUAGUUUUCCUGCGAUAGAUGAUAGACAGGUGGCACUGGAGUUUUUGCUUGAAACCAUGAAGAAAUUUCAGACAGAGGAGGAAGGUAACAUCCAACUGGUUGAUCUGUCCUUUGUGAUUUCCAAUCCCCCUCCAUGUUUGAUGUCCAGUCCAUUUAUCCUAGCCUCAUUUCUGAGAGGGGCUGAUAUUAUCUUGACUUCCUCUCAGGAGGCUGAUGAUGGUGAGAGAUAUGAAGAACAAGUAGUAUUUCAACCAGAAAAUUGCCAAAAGUAUUUGGGAAUUUUGGAAGCUCUUCUCACAGUGCUUGUGAAAGGUGUUGUAACAGAAGAGCAGGGAAAAUGCGUUUCCCAGCUUCUUGCUACAGAAGUAGUCUCUCUACAAGAACUGUUUUACACGCAGAUGGGCUGCAUAUGCUCGCCAUGGAAAAGCCUAGACCCAUGCGAAAAGCCUUUGUCGGAAUUAUGGAAAAAUCCCUCAAGGACAAGAAAUUUCCUGAAAAGCCUGGGACUUCAAGAGAUUUACCAAGGAAACCAAGUGGUUGUUAUCUGCCCCCAGAGCUGCCAGUUACUGAACAUUUUAGCGUUAUUUUUCGGAAACAUCGACUAAGAAAUGAUACCGCGCCGUGAUAGGUUACAGUCUCUCUUUCCACAUGUACUCGCUCAGUACUGAAGCAUUUUACCGUUCACUGAUUCCGAUCGUCAUUAAACUAUGAUUUCCGCUUCGCCCUGCGCUUGCAAGAAAUCUGUUGCAUAUAUUUCUUCUGAGAAAAACUUUCUCACUUGCCAAGAGUUAGGUUCCGAUCGCUCAAUAUUUAUUAUAGUAGUUGCACUAAUCUGUUUUUAAGUCUGUGUUUUUUAUUUAAUUAUCAUUUAUACACGGUAAAAAAAUUUAUGUGGAUAUUCCGUCUCCAUGGUGAACAUAACAUGCCUUUUAUCUUGGCUUCAAAAAAUUUCAUAACAUUGCCGUGGCCUUGGAGAAAGUGUCUAAGAAUUUAUAUUCCCUGCCCAUCUUUAUAUAUAUUUCAGUGGAGAGGGAGCUUGUUUGCAGAUCAAGGCUGAUUAACUUUUUGCUUUUUCGAGAAAAGUCUUCUAUUCGGCACCAAUCACUUGUGAAACAGAAUGUCGUGUCUUAGUUCCCAGAAUACGUCCAAUAUAAUCUGAUUUUUUUGUUUUCGUAUUUUUGUGCGUCAAAAUAUUACGUGCGACGAAAAUAUCUUCAAUUUUCAAUUUCAAUUCCGAGCAAUUUGAAUAUUUACUUUAAUAUGACCUGAUAUAAUGUCAAGAUAAACAUGACAGUGUUGAUAAUGGACUAGAAAUGUCGUGUUAUUUUAUUGUUGACGUUCUGUGUUUCUUGGCAAACCAGGCCUGUAUCG
Messenger RNA from Pocillopora verrucosa, 2304 nucleotides. RefSeq lists its product as uncharacterized. Lineage: Eukaryota; Metazoa; Cnidaria; Anthozoa; Scleractinia; Pocilloporidae. The record is from RefSeq and is a predicted model, not a curated record.